GCAUGCAGCACUAGGUCUCAUCUUGCAUAAUAGCUAGUUGUGACAAAAAAGUACGCGUAUCAUAACUUUCAUAUUUAAUUUACUACUUGAUUGAUAAGAAGAUUAUUUUGAUACAUUGAACGAGAGCAUCAGAAAAUGGUCCAGCAAAGGUCCUCGCUUCUCUCUCUGCUUGCGGCAACAGCAUGCCUGUCGACAGGGACGAGAGCGGCUCUUUCGGAUGGGGCCGGACUUGGAUUCGGAUUAGAACCAGUGGAGCAUCCACCUAAAAAAGGAGCACCCGACUUCCUGUAUGUUGAAAGUGCAUUCGAAUGGGCGAAAUUUCAACGCUGGGCACUGCAAAAAUACCCAGCAGCAGCGCCGCUGGAGUGUAGGGACGCAGCGGUAGCCGAGGAAAACGCGCUGUUUUUCGUAAAUCUGGUACCUCAAUUACAAAUCUGUUUGUAAAAUAAACUCUUCUGUCCUUACCCUUCGACCUCAACUUCCUCAACUUGCACGAAGAUCAGGUUUAUUAGAUGGGUUUAGAAGCACUAAAAAUACAUACUCUUCUUUUCGCACGAGAAGUGAGUACUUACAACGAACAAUCAUGUGGCACUGAAGAUGUCGAGGCUAAUCGUCACUGGUAUCAAUUUAUUUAAGUAUAUUAUUUUUGGUGAUCAUUUCGGUGGUUCCCGUUGAAGGAUGAGAAAAAAGCACUAGCAACAACAAUUUUAUCUCAGAAGGAGAGCAGCAGUGGCGGGCGGCGAUUGGUGCCGGAGAAUUGCAAAAAGCUCUACCGUGAGUGGCAGACAAACGUGCAUAUGGUGAAGACGUCACAUGGUGGCAUUCAGGCAUUUUGCGAGUUGGGUGUGGUGGAAACGAUCACCAACGUGCUUCAGGGCAAACCAGCAGGGCUCGCGUUUGGUAAUCACGUGGAGAAAGUGCGUGUAGCACUCCCGCCUAGGCGAACAGGCCAGUGUGAGGCACCGACAUUGCCAGGAGCUGUCGAUGUAAGAAAGUAGAUGUAUCAACAAGUGGUCAUGUUAAUAGAAUUUUGAUGCUUUCUUCGGAAAUCUCUGCAUCAGAAAAUGAAUUGGAAUUAAUGAUGUUGAUAGAAGCGCACUCAGCUAUCUUAAUGCCCCUCGUUACAAUAGUAAUACAAGCUGCUUAUGCUCAAUCAUGAUUAAUCAUUAUCCGCAUGUUCAGGCCGAGCCGGUGACUGAGGAGCAGGUCGCCUCACCUGUGAGUGCGGCUGAUAUUUCUGCGGGUGUGGCUCAGCUCCGAGAUGACGGGGAGACCGAGGCAAGAGGGGCUAAACUCUCACCGAACGCUUUCAGUUGCGCUGAGGAUUCUGAAAGGCUAAAGUUAGGGUGCUCUUUUUCUACCCUUAGAAAUUUAUAGGCUAACGAGUAUUGCGUCAUAGACUGCCAUGAAGCUUUUAUUUUGGUGUAGUGAGUUGGUGAAGUCACUAGUAGUUGUAGAACACCUUAAGUUCGAUACCCGCUCUAAUGCUGAAGGAGACCGCCACAAACAGCAAAACACAGGAAGCCAAGGGGCGAAAGCGAGGGGCAAAGGAAGCAUUCAUGUCGAUUCUGGGUAGAGGGUGUAAGCGAAGGAAGCAAGAGCCAGUAGCGAAGAACCAGUUUCAAGCACACUUGUUUGGACCAGUCGAGGUAAGAAUCCUUGUCUGUUUGGGCGCAAAAUAUGGAAGAGCACACGAGAGUCAUGCUAUAUCCUCGUGUAAAAAUGCAGCGAUGAUGAAUCUUGAAUGUAUCCCAUACUUAUAAUUUCACCUUGACCUAGAUCUUGUGUUUCAUUCCACGCAGGAAAAUAAAGUGGUGAAGAAUGUCUUCCUGCUUGCAAAGCAUAAGGAGGGCCAGGAGAUCAUCGAGUUCUGCCUCGAGACUGCAGCCAAACAAAGCAAGAUUCUCCUCGACAUUACUGCGAAGUGGGAUAACGCUUUACGACUGAAGCCGUAUACGCGACUCUACAUGCGCAGUGCCAGCACAAGUACACUAAAAUAAGUACUAGAAAAAUAACCGGACAGUAAGGUCUCGCUGCAGUUGAUGGAGUUUCUAGUUAUUGAGUAAGUACGUGUUGGUCACAUUAUAUUUUGAACGUUCGGCAUUUAAUAUUUCGUCUCUUCAGAAGUCGUACGUCUUCGUCCUUUUUCUACUUCUAUAUCACAUCGUCGCACGACCACGAUGUAGGUCCAGAAGUUACUGCGUUAACGGAUUGGGUGUAUCGCAUCCCCAUAUCACCGUUUUCGACCACAGUGAAGGUGUCGCGAAAGCCAAUCACGACAGAGCUGGCAGACCCAGAACAAGUGGCAGAGGAGCAAUGGUAAUUUGAAUUUUUGCAUGCUUAGGCUUAUAGGCUAACGCUAAGUAAGGCUUCUUUGCUAGAUAUAAAAAAAUGAUUUGAAGCAGUGUUUUCUACAACGAUAUUAAGAUGCGAAGAUGUCAAAUUUCAAGAUAACUGUCUAAGGUUUGCAUCUAGAAGAAGUUCUGUCAUUCAAGCAGAUUUGUCAAUUCCGUCUUUUCAUGUCGUGAUUCUUCAGGUUGGAAGCUUACCGUGGCGAGUUUGUUGAGAAAAUGGUUGACUUAUCCCGCAGUGUGCACAAAGAGGACGGCUCGGCGUGGCAAAAAGUGAAAUGCGGGAUGAACAGUCCAGUGUGGCGUCAAUGGCUGACGAAAGUCAGCUCUGGAAAGAAGACAAAGAGAGAAAUUCUUCGAUGGACUCUCUACAUCGGAAUGGCAGUGGGGGCUAUGGCUCUGCGGGCAGGCAUCGCAGCCGCCCUCGCACCAUUGCUGCAGUCACCAGUAGAUAUCUAUGAUGAAAUCACUUACUUACAACUACUCUUAAUUACACACUGUGCAGUAACUCAUAAGCAGAACCAGGAAGUGAGGUAUCACUCUUUUAUGCAUGCAUCCUUUUACAUCCUAACUUCACAUCCUAACAUCUAAAAAGCGAUAUUUGGUGUGAUUCCGAAUGUUGUAACUGUGCCCUAUGCGAGCGCGUGGGUCCAUCGGGCGGGUCUUCCCAAGUUUUUCAUUCCGUCAUUUGUGAUCAAACUUCUGCAGUUUUUUCCGCGAGCCACUCAAAAGAACAUAGCCCUCGGGAUCAACCAAUUUCUCUCAAGGUGCUUACAUUUAUAUUGGAUCUGAAGUAAUUUGCUAAUAGAUAUUACUAGUAAUUUUGCAUGUUGAAGUAGAAGAUGACAAAAACUCUAGAUAGAAUCAAUCACUACUACUGCUGUACUAAUAGAUUGCAGAAGCCAUGAUGAUUAUGUUGAUGAAGCAUCUGUGGAUUGAUAUUCUCGUUGUAAAAACCAAACCAAAUACAGUUGGGGACAUUUGCUCAUCUUCGCUGUCUUCUAUGAUGCGCCAGGGCGUCUCGCUCAUCGAAUCUGGCCAGAUGGCGCACUCCCGUCCACAGUUGACGGCAAAAACAUUUCGGAUUUGGCAAAGAAGAUGGCAGAGUGGCGUUCCGAAAGCCAGCGCCUCGCCCCAGGAGACUAUGUUAUGGUAAGUGCUCCUCUUUUGUCCGAUUCGUUCUAUGCCUCUAGACUUUGUUGAUCGAUUCUGACAUUAAAACUCGUAAGUACCGCAAGCAGUUACACUCAUGGACACAAAUAACAAUAUAUAUAAGUAAGAUUAAGAACUUCUUUACAACGAGUGUGUUUUUCUGUACAGAAGAACAAAGGUGCGACGUGAAAUUCUUUUCUGCAUGUAUUCGGGCUGGAGAUGUAGGAAUUUCCAGGUUUGAUUCGAUGUGGAUGGGCUUAGCUAAGUGAUAGAUAGCGAAAAGAGACUACUUGCAAAAUGACGAUUCGAUUUACAGGUUCAGCGACAACCUUCGUUCUCGAAUCGCAUUCGAGGAAGCCUGUUUUGGGGUAGGCCUUAUCAAUAUCAGGCGGGCGACUAUGGAAAGGUGGUGAGCGUUCCAGUUCAGGCUCCUAAAGCAGAUGGCAGCGGACGAAUUAAAAUGUUGGACCAGAAGCCGUCGAGCAGAACUAGCAUUCUGUGGAGCAGCAAGCCUAUUGGUAUCGACGAAAAUGAGGGCAGCUUGGCUCCGAAGCGCUCCAAAACCUCAGGAGAGGCAGCUGAGAAGGACGAUGAGGCAUCGUCAACUUCUAAGGACGCGAGGACAACAAUUAAGGCUGACCCUGGUUCAUCUGAACAAGCAUCUUCAUUCUUGCUAUUUUUGUUUUCGCGUUGGUUUCUCGUCUGAAGAGAAACACGUCGAAAGACAACGAUGACUUGAUUCAAGAUGAAUGCAGGUGGUAAGCUCUAAAAUAAUCAUGCGCACGCACCGCCCACAGGAUUUGCAGAUCGUCAUGGGUGAAAGCGGUGGAGUCGUGAAACUGCUACCCAAGUGAAGAUAGAGAAAUGAAAAGAGAAAAAGCUGCUCACAUUAGCAGUUGUACCUGCAUCAAAACAAUCUAGGGAGAAAUACAGAGGCCCAUGGAGGGCGUAUGAUAUUAGAGGAGAAUUAUAUUCGGAUCAUCAGCACAUAUUAUUCAAGGGAGGAGAAUCUGCAUUUCUGUAUCGAUAAUAGUUUGCACUCAAGAAACCUGAAGAGUAGGUGACCGAUUUUUUACGAUUUUUAGGCGACAGGUUUAGGAAACCGAAAACGGAGAAUUGCUUGGUUCUUGUUCGUAGUUCUACUUGGUGUAUUGUGGUGAUGAAGCUUGCCUCGAUUUUACUAAGCAAAUACCUCAGACUGUUGACAGCAACAGCGCAUUGCGAGCAAAAAAUAUGAAGAUCUAGUUUUAUGAUGGGUCGCUGUAUCUCUCAGACUCAGAUAUUUAUACUUACUACAGUACAAAAGUGAAUCACGAUUCGCCUUGAGAGGAUGCGCACACAUAGGCGCGUGCGCGUGAGCUCUGUAUUACACAAUGAGUGGAGUACCACCAUAAUUGAUUCGCAUGGCCGUGGGUUGGUUCACACAACAGAUAGUGACCGAUGUUUUCUUAUGGCGGAUAAUACAUAGAUUAUAGAUAGGACGAGAAAGCAGCGUCUUUCUUGCCGUAUAUCGAUGUAAUCCCACCAUAGAGCAGACUUGCGGUGGCGGGUGUCUUAAUCUCUUCGAUCUAGAAGUACUGCUAGUCUAGUACCUACAAUGUUGUCAGCAUCGUAAGGUAGGUAGUCGAGCAAAUCGAAGGAUUCAUAUCAUGAAAGCACGCAACAGGGGUUGGCCAUUUCUUACGCUUACACAACACGCAAAAAUGACACGACUAAACAUAUUUAUAUAUAAUGACUGAUAUAUAGCGAUGAAGAGGUUCUUCUGGUGGAUCCAUUAGCAUAUGGAUAUGCAAACUACCUGCGUUUCGGUGCUGCACUAAUAUCGAUACAUUUUUCUGUUGCUGCGACGCACAAGAUAAUUGAUGUUCCUAUGUGAACAUCAAUAACCGAGUGUCUAGCUUCUCGAUUGCAAGAUUGAUUUGCAUCAGCAAACUUGCAGCCUGCUUAAUAAAAGGCAAGAUCAUAGCGCGCUCUGGCAAAUGAUCUCUUCGGAGUUUCUUCCAACAUCACGG
This is a messenger RNA of Amoebophrya sp. A25, 5515 nucleotides long. NCBI's taxonomy places the organism in Eukaryota, Dinophyceae, Syndiniales, Amoebophryaceae. The record is from the annotation of a GenBank genome assembly.